AUGGCGCUCGACCAGCAGCGCAAUUGGACCAUCUCCAUGGCCGAGAGCCUGCAGGCCGUGAAGAACAAGACGGCCGCCAACAAGGACCCAUCACUCGAUCAAUCAUCGCUCUUUCCAGUCCGAGACGACGACCCCAAAUCGCACAACUACCGCGCCACCGAGCCAGCAUACCUUCCCAAUGAGCUCGUCCUUGACAUCCUCGAAUAUGUCGCCAUCUCGGCCGAAGCCCAAAAGUCGCUAUACACAUGCUGUCUCUUGACGCGACAAUGGCUCAUGGCCGCCCUUCCUUACCUCUACGCAUACCCAAAGAUCUACGGCAAGAACUACGAACCCUUCUGCCGCACUAUAUGUCCUUCAAUCAACCUCCGCAUCAAAGAGAGUCCUCUGGCCGGGCUCGUAAAAGUCCUGAACCUAGGCAUGCUAGUCCACCACAGCAGCAAGAGUGUCACAGCAAGAGUCUUGCGAAGAACAGAAGGAAGUUUGGAAGAGUUUGUUGCUCCACAGGCCUCGUUCGCCCUCAAUAGCUAUGCUGCCCUGUCCAAAUCCCACAAUCUGCGCAGUCUGGACUUGUCUCUCGUUUCCGAAGCUCAACCCUUGGACAUGCUCUUCAAGUCGCUCAGAUCAUUGAAUCACCUCGAGCGUCUGCGAUUCCCGCGCUCAUCUGGCUUCGGCUCCAAUACUGUCAAUCCCGACUCGAUCAUCUGGCCACAGGCCUUGAAAGAUCUCCACAUAAGCGGUGGUAUUGAUGCGAACUUCCUCUACGGCAUUGUCCACUUUCCUCCCGCCCUGGAACGCUUGACCAUCGAACACUGCCCCCAAGCAAAAUCUCACGCUAUUCGUCAACUACUCUCCACCCUCUCGCGCGCACACCUACCUCUCAAAGCCCUCUCACUAUCACACAUGCCACGACUGGGCUCAAGCUCCCUGGAUCCCGUACUUGGCCUAUUUCCGGGCCUUGAAGAACUCAGCGUCAGCGUUGACUACAUCACUCCUGCCAUCUUCAAUCCUGACUUCCAAGAGUGGCAAUCUGAAGAUACGCCCAACUUCCUCGAUCACAAGCUACGCAUGCUCAGCUUCACCAACUCUGGCAACCCUGGUGUCGACGACAAGUUCUCGCCAAUUGAUGUUCUCCUCACACUUGACGAGGGCUCGUUUCCAAGUCUGCGCCGGGUCAAAAUUGCAAAGAGCUUGGGAUGGGAUCGUGGCGAGACCCGAGACGAGACUGAGGCCCUGAUCGACAGACUUCAAGAGCUCGGAACAAAAGACUAUGACAACAAGACGGGUGUGUACGCAAGCAUGUCUACACAGCAAUGGAAGACCGCCGACUGGAAAGACUGGGCUGGUGUUUGGAUCAUUGAUUGA
Molecule: messenger RNA, 1362 nt
Organism: Aureobasidium namibiae CBS 147.97
Lineage: Eukaryota; Fungi; Ascomycota; Dothideomycetes; Dothideales; Saccotheciaceae
Exons: 1
Coding region: 1-1362 (453 amino acids)
Source: RefSeq, a predicted model, not a curated record